Molecule: messenger RNA, 1539 nt
Organism: Grosmannia clavigera kw1407
Lineage: Eukaryota; Fungi; Ascomycota; Sordariomycetes; Ophiostomatales; Ophiostomataceae
Product: major facilitator superfamily transporter multidrug resistance
Exons: 6
Coding region: 1-1539 (512 amino acids)
Biological process (GO): transmembrane transport
Molecular function (GO): transmembrane transporter activity
Source: RefSeq, a predicted model, not a curated record
AUGAACAGAGCAGUUGCUGAUGCCGGCGAGACAGCGUUGCCGGAGCGGCCUGCUGGCAUGGAAAACACCACGGCUGUCAACGACAAGCUGCAGGAUCCGCCACGGGCGCUGUACGGCUGGCGUCUGCACAUGAGCGUGCUCGGACUCUCGCUGGCCCUCAUGUUCUCGGCCCUCGAGACGACCAUCAUCUCGACCGCUCUCACGACGAUCGGCAUGUCCUUCAACAACUUUGCCGCCCGCAACUGCCUCCUCUUUGCGCUUGUCUGGUUUGCCCUCUUCUCUGGACUCUGUGGCGGCGCCCAGAAUAUGCCGCUGACAACGCUCAUCGUCUUCCGCGCCCUCCAGGGUGUCGGCGGCUCGGGCAUUUAUGCCGUCGUCUUUGUCACCAUUGUAGACAUUGUACGCGUCCGUCCGGUCCUGUCGCCUCUUCAAGGCGCCAUUUGCAGCACCGGCGACUGGAAAUGGAUCUUUUUGCUCAAUGUCCCCGGGGCUGCUCUCGCACUCGCCAUUGUCUUCUUCUCUCUGCCCGGUGGCGACGGACACGGCUUCAGCACAGCCCAUCUGCGUCGGCUCGACGUCGUCGGCGCCUUUCUUUCCAUUACCUGCGCCGUCCUGUUGCUCUACGGCCUGCAGACAGGCGGCGACGAGCAUCCGUGGAGCGACGCCCAAGUCAUCGCCACACUCACUGUCGGCGGCUUCUGCAUUCUCCUCUUCUUCGGCUGGGAGCACUGGCGUAUGCGCCGGGCCGCACACUCGCCCAUCGAGCCCAUCUUCCCGCUCCGCCUGCUCGUCAGCAAAAAGGUCACCCUCCUACUCCUGGCCGCCUUCUUCCAGGGCUGCGUCUUUUACGCCUCUGUCAUCAACAUGCCCCAGCUCAAUCAGAUCGUCCGCCAGUCCUCGGCCACCAUGGCUGGCGUCCGCACCCUCCCCAUCCUACUGCCCAUGACUUUUUCUAGCUUCGUGUCUGGUGUGAUCCUCUCCAAGACGCUCCGCUUCGCCUGGCACAUGCUUGCCGCCGGAUCUGUGCUCACUGCCCUCGGUGUCGGCCUGCUCAUCGAAGUCCCCUUUAGCUCCGCUACUCUCGCUCGCAACUACGGCUUUGAGGCCAUCCUCGGCGUCGGCAUGGGCUUCACCAUGGCCACCUUUCUCAUUCUCGGCCGUGUCAUCGUCCAGGACCGUGAUAAUGUCGUGAUGAUAGGGUCGGUUAACAUGAUGCGCACAAUGGGCGGUUGUAUGGCCUUAUCCAGCGUCCAGGCCAUCCUUCACAGUCAGCUUCCCCGGCGGUUGAGCUUUCUACCAGAUGACGUCGUCUCCGAUUUGAUUGACGCUCCCACUACCGUUAUCAAGACAUUAUCAGCUGCCGAAGCGCUCGAGGUGCGUCGUCGGUUCAACGACGUGUAUCGCUUGAGCUUUAUCAUGGUUUCAGCCCUUGGUGGCGUCGCCGUGCUAAUGUCGACGCUCCCGCUGUUUCUUCGCAAAACGAAAUCCACAAAGAGGGAGACCUGUGUCGUAGUCGGACCAGAAAUGUCCAAAGCAUAG